This is a messenger RNA of Caenorhabditis briggsae, 3228 nucleotides long. RefSeq names its product Protein CBR-VARS-2 (gene Cbr-vars-2). NCBI's taxonomy places the organism in Eukaryota, Metazoa, Nematoda, Chromadorea, Rhabditida, Rhabditidae. Bases 1 to 3228 code for a protein of 1075 amino acids. The record is from RefSeq and is a predicted model, not a curated record. Gene Ontology annotation, biological process: valyl-tRNA aminoacylation. Gene Ontology annotation, cellular component: cytosol. Gene Ontology annotation, molecular function: aminoacyl-tRNA deacylase activity; valine-tRNA ligase activity; ATP binding. The transcript is spliced from 8 exons.
AUGGCUGACGCCAAACCCAAAACUGAGAAGGAGCUGAAGAAGGAGGCGGAGAAGGCGGCGAAAAUCGCCAAAUUCGAGGAGAAGCAGAAGAAGCUCGCCGAGCAGAAGGCCAAAGCGGCAGCCAGUGAUAAGCCGGCUAAAGAGAAACUACAAACUACAUUAAUCUUGCAGACCAAGGCCAAAAAAGACCCAACCGCAAAUGCUAUCCCAGUAGACACCACUACCCCCGGCCAAAAAAAGGAUAUCUCCUCGGAAAUCCCCUCGGCCUACUCCCCAAGCUACGUCGAGUCCGCCUGGUACUCCUGGUGGGAGAAAGAGGGCUAUUUCAAGCCUGAAUACGUGGAUAAGCUGAAUCCAGGCUCCAAUACAGAGUCGUUCACCAUCUGUAUCCCACCUCCAAACGUCACAGGAACCCUCCACGUCGGUCAUGCCCUUGCGACUACUGUAGAGGAUACUAUCACCAGAUUCAAUAGAAUGCAUGGGAAACGAACGCUGUUCAAUCCAGGAUGUGAUCAUGCUGGAAUCGCAACCCAGGUCGUUGUCGAGAAACGGCUCAAAAGAGAGCGAGGAUUGACACGCCACGAUUUGGGUCGAGACCGGUUUAAUCAAGAAGUCUGGCACUGGAAGAAUGAGAAGGGAGAUGUGAUCUACGAUCAAUUCCGGAAGCUAGGAGCCUCUGUUGAUUGGGACCGUGCUGUGUUCACAAUGGAUCCAAAGAUGUGUCGUGCUGUUACAGAAGCGUUCAUUCAGAUGCAUGAGUCUGGAACGAUCUAUAGAUCUAAUAGAUUGGUCAACUGGAGUUGUGCGCUGAGAUCUGCGAUUUCAGACAUCGAAGUCGACAAGAAGGAGCUCACUGGAUCCACCCUGAUCGCUGUCCCUGGCUACGACCAGAAAAUCGAAUUCGGUGUCUUAAACUCCUUCGCCUACAAAAUCGAAGGAUCCGACGAAGAGAUCGUCGUCUCCACGACUCGUAUCGAAACCAUGCUCGGAGAUUCUGGAAUCGCCGUUCAUCCAGACGACCAACGCUACAAGCAUCUCGUCGGAAAGAAGUGCAUCCAUCCAUUCAUCGCUUCUAGAGAACUUCCGAUCUUCGCCGAUAGCUUUGUUGAAAUGGAAUUCGGUACAGGAGCCGUCAAAAUUACUCCAGCCCACGAUCACAACGAUUACGAGGUUGGAAUGCGUCAAAAGCUUCCAUUCCAUAACUGUAUCACUGAUGAUGGAUUGAUCUCUAAUGGCUGUGGAGAAUUCUCAGGAAUGAAGCGUUUCGACGCCAGAAACGCUGUUAUUGAAGCUCUGAAAGCCAAGGGUCUCUACAGAGGAAAAGAGGACAAUCCAAUGGUGGUCCCAACUUGCUCUAGAUCUAAAGAUGUCAUUGAACCUAUCCUCAAGCCUCAGUGGUACGUAAAAUGCGACCAUAUGGCUGAGAAAGCCAUGUCCGCUGUUGCCAAUGGCGACCUUCAAAUCAUUCCGGAAUUCCAUAAAGCCACGUGGAACCGUUGGUUGGAAUCCAGCAGAGAUUGGUGCAUCUCUAGACAACUCUGGUGGGGACACCGUAUCCCUGCGUACUAUGUCAGUUUUACUGACAAACGGGAGCAACCACUGGCAGAGGAGGAGUAUUGGGUUUCGGCGAAAACCGAGGAGGAGGCUCGUCAGAAGGCGGCGAAGAAGUUCCAGGUGGCAGAAGACUUGAUUCAGCUAAAAUGGGAUGAGGAUGUGUUGGACACGUGGUUCUCGUCUGGAAUGUGGCCGUUUGCCGUGUUUGGAUGGCCUGAUAACACCAAGGAUAUGGAUUUGUUCUUCCCGUCGGCUGUGCUGGAGACUGGACACGAUAUUCUGUUCUUCUGGGUCGCGAGAAUGGUGUUUAUGGCGCAGGAGUUGACUGGAAAGUUGCCGUUUAAGGUAAUUAAAGGGGUUAGGAUUUUGAAAAAAGAGAUCCUCCUCCACGCAAUGAUCCGUGACGCUCAUGGUCGUAAAAUGUCCAAAUCCCUCGGCAACGUCAUCGACCCUCUCGACGUCAUCCGUGGAGUCACCCUAGAAGGCCUCCAAGCCCAACUCCUCUCCGGAAAUCUCGAUGAGAAGGAGAUCGCCGUCGCGAAAGCCGGACAAGCCAGAGACUAUCCAGAUGGAAUUCCAGAGUGUGGAGUCGACGCUCUCCGUUUCGCACUUCUGAAUUACACGUCACAAGGAAGAGACAUCAAUUUGGACGUGCUUCGUGUCCAGGGAUACCGUUUCUUCUGUAAUAAAAUCUGGCAGGCCGUCCGUUUCUCUCUGAAUCAAUUCAAUGAGAAACCAGAGCAGAAGCCGACUUUUAAUAUUGAUUUAUCCAAAGCCACGCCCACUGAUAAGUGGAUUCUUUCGAAGCUAGCUAAGGCGGUCAAGGAGACCAAUGAGACUUUGAAGGUCUACAAUUUCACCCAGGCAACGUCUAUUACCUACAAUUUCUGGUUGUACGACUUCUGUGAUGUCUACAUUGAGGCUAUUAAGCCAGUUCUCUAUGGAGACAACCCAACCCUCCGCCAAAUCGCCAUCUCCGUCCUCCACCUGUGCGUUGACACUGGUCUCCGUCUGAUCUCCCCACUGAUGCCAUUCAUCUCGGAAGAACUUUGGCAACGGCUGCCACGUCUCGCUGAUUCUGAUUACUCGGCUCCAUCGAUCAUGGUUGCUCAGUAUCCAUUGACAGAGAGAUACGAGAAGUAUCAGAAUGAUAAGCUGGAGGCCGCAUUUGAAUUCGCUAAGGAGGUCGUCGGAAAAGUCAGAUCUCUGAGAGCUGAUUAUGAUUUGACAGCGAGAACCAAGAUUACUAUCCAAAUCCUCGCCGAAACCGCCGACGAUCAAUCGAUGCUCAACGAUCUGUCCGAUGUGAUUGCCACGUUGACAUGGAGCAAGAGUGUCACAAUUUUGGCGAAAAGCGAGAGCGACAAAAUUGAGAAAGGUUCCGCCCACAUUGCAUGUGGAUCUCGUUGUCAAGUCUAUAUCAAUCUCACUGGGAUCAUCGAUACUGUCAAGGAGGUGGGUCAGAAUGAGUCAAAAUUCAUCGAAAAGCUCGGCGCCAAACUGCAAAAGAAUCAAAUUUCGGUGAAAAAGAUCUCGGAUAUUCAAUCCACUGCCGACUACGAGCAAAAGGUCCCGUCUGGAAUUCGUGCCCGUGAUCAGGAGAAGAAAGCCUCACUGGAAAAGGAAAUCGAGAACAUCACGGCGGCGAUUGCUCAGCUUAAAGCGCUCAACUAA